GAAGAAACCACCGUCCCCCACUGACAAAGAGUCUUGGAAAGAGAGGAGAAAAUUAUCUCUCCAAAAAAAGGGCGGACCUCACCUCAAACUCUGGUAAGAUGGCUACUCUUAAGACUAAACAGUGUCUAAACCUCGUAACUCGAUUCAUCAACUCUCGAACUCCACCUUUUCAUUACAAAAAUACCCGCACUCUCCAAACCCUAGCUUUCGAAGAAAUCCAAUCUUCACCCAACAAACCUGACGCGCCUACAGCUUUCAUUCUCCACGGGCUCUUAGGUUCUGGUCGCAACUGGGGUUCUUUCUCUCGCAAUCUCGCUUCCUUUCUUUCUGAGUGGAGGAUGGUGCUUGUGGAUAUGAGGAACCAUGGCAAAUCUGUUGAUAUAGAGGGAUUAGACCCACCUCAUAAUAUGUUUAAUGCGGCUAUGGAUGUGGCUAAUUUGGUGAAAGAGAAAGGUUGGGAAUGGCCUGAUGUUGUUAUUGGUCAUUCUAUGGGAGGCAAAGUUGCUUUGCAAUUUGCUGAGAGCUGCACUCGUGGUGAUUAUGGUCAUUCUGUUUCUUUUCCUAAACAGCUGUGGGUACUGGAUUCUGUGCCUGUAGAAGUAAGUCCUGAAUAUAGUGAUGGAGAAGUUGAAAAAGUUUUGAGGACCUUGCAUAGUUUACCCUCACCAAUCCCAUCACGAAGGUAAAUGUUUCUAUCAUGUUAUUGAUCUGAUAUUUUAUUUUUGUUUUUGGUUUUACUUGCAUGAUUG
Molecule: messenger RNA, 749 nt
Organism: Populus trichocarpa (black cottonwood)
Lineage: Eukaryota; Viridiplantae; Streptophyta; Magnoliopsida; Malpighiales; Salicaceae
Exons: 3
Coding region: 99-686 (195 amino acids)
Source: RefSeq, a predicted model, not a curated record